CUUAAAUUAUUUAAAUAAUUAGAUGUCUAAUCGUCCAUACAGUAAUGCCCCCCCUGCUUAACCAUUGGCUACAACUUAAGCACAUAAAUUUGGUCAACCAACAUUAUAAUAACCAGUUCCAUAGGUAAUUAGUUAUUUAUAUACUUAGUAUGGGGUACCAUUGUAACAAUCUCCAAUCCGAUAAUCAUAUAUCCAACCUGUUCAAUAUGCUCCAGCUCCAUAACCAGUUUAAUAUGUUUAACAACCAGUGCAAUAUGUUCAACAACCAGUUUAGUAUGUUCAAUAGCCUGUUUAACCAGUUUAAGUGUAAUCAGUUCAAGUACAAAUUUUUAAUAUUAAUUUAUAGCAUCAAUCAAUAAAAGGAGAGUCAAGAAUAGAAUAUGUUCCAUAUUAAAAGGCUGUGGUUGAAUAUGAAGAAUAGGAAGUAGUAUAAUAUGUUCCAAGAGAAAGAAAAGUGACAGAUUAUUAUGCUGUUGAGUAUUAAACUGAAUAUGUUCCUUAAGUAUUUUAAGAGAAGUAUACAGGUAAAAUAAUAUAUUUAAUAAAUAGAAUAUGUACCUGUUGACAGAUAUUAAGAAAGAGUAGAAUAUUAUCCAGUUGAAAGAUAAGUUGUUCAUCAAUAAGUCUAACCUGUCUAAUAAGUUGUAUAAUAAUCAGUCUAAGUUGUUUAAUAACCUGUUUAUCAAUAAUAAUAAGUCUAAGUUGUUUAAUAACCUGUUUAUCAAUAAUAACAAGUUUAUUAAUAACCAGUCUAAUAUAUUUAAUAACCUGUUGCUUAUACAUAACCAUUAGUAGCAUCCAGAGUUGUUCCAUAAAGUUUUGCACCAACAUAUGCAUAAACUUAUGCACCACCUUUUGGAUAAUAAUUCUAACCAUAAUAAUUCUAACCAUAAUAAAUCCCAUAAUAAACAAAACCAUUAUAAUAAUAGGCUCCAAGAUCUAAUGUUGCACAACAAUGAAACCAUAUUCAUUAUAUAUCAAAAAUUCAUGUCAAU
Messenger RNA from Paramecium sonneborni, 995 nucleotides. Lineage: Eukaryota; Ciliophora; Oligohymenophorea; Peniculida; Parameciidae. The record is from the annotation of a GenBank genome assembly.